Molecule: messenger RNA, 540 nt
Organism: Penicillium cataractarum
Lineage: Eukaryota; Fungi; Ascomycota; Eurotiomycetes; Eurotiales; Aspergillaceae
Product: hemerythrin HHE cation binding domain-containing protein
Exons: 1
Coding region: 1-540 (179 amino acids)
Source: RefSeq, a predicted model, not a curated record
AUGGCAGCCGAAAUGUCAAUUGUCCAUAACUGUCUGAUUCGCAUGAUAAAUUCGGUGCACAACCAGUGCAUUAACGUCGCGACACGCGGAACUGACGCGGACCAGGUUGACUUCGCUAACUAUGCGUUUCAGUGGACGGAGUGGCUUCAUGAGCAUCAUUCAAGUGAGGAUAGCACUCUUUUCCCAUCCAUGGGCGAAAUUGCUGGGGUGCCGGGCUUGAUGGACGUCAAUACCAAUGAGCACGCCGGAUUUCACGACAAAAUCUCACGAUACGCAAAUUAUUUGAAGGAGGUUAUCCGGGGCAAAGAGAAGCUCGAUGGGGAAAAGGUGAAAAACCUCAUCGAUUCCUUCAUGCCGGAGCUUCACACACACCUUGAGAAUGAGAUUGGCACACUGGUCAAUUUGGAAAGUUAUGACAAGGUCGACUGGGAGGCUUGGUUCAAGAAAGAGGUGGGCAAGAUGAUAAAGGAAAUGAUGGGCCAAUAUGAAUACCGAGUAAGUUCCUUAACUGUGAACACAAAGAGAAGAGAAUUUUUCUGA